Molecule: messenger RNA, 3675 nt
Organism: Gadus macrocephalus (Pacific cod)
Lineage: Eukaryota; Metazoa; Chordata; Actinopteri; Gadiformes; Gadidae
Gene: ltb4r
Product: leukotriene B4 receptor
Exons: 4
Coding region: 287-1525 (412 amino acids)
Biological process (GO): inflammatory response; complement receptor mediated signaling pathway; phospholipase C-activating G protein-coupled receptor signaling pathway
Cellular component (GO): plasma membrane
Molecular function (GO): complement receptor activity; leukotriene receptor activity
Source: RefSeq, a predicted model, not a curated record
GCAACAGUUCUUGUUUUUUAUCGUUUUGUUUUCUUCCUCAAAAGCGGGCAAGGGGAAGUGACAUGACUUGUGGCAUCCCCUUAAAUCGUUGGACUUUGAGGCUGGUAGGACUAUUGCUGCAGACAGUCUGAGAGUGGUAAGUGCUCACUGAACAUCCGGAGUGCAACCGGGAGACGGUUUAACGUUGUGGAGCUAGCUACUCAGCGGUGAUUCACCGGUAAAAGAACCUCCUCGCCCCCUACCUCGCUCGCCCACACCGACCCUUCCCCCCCCCCCAGCGCGCGCGAUGGCGUUCUCCCCCUCCCAGCUGUACUACGCCUCCCCCUACACCUCCUCGUCCCUCGUCUCCCCCUUCUCCCUCAACCUCAGCUCCACCGCCACCCCCUCCGCCCCCCUCGCCCUCACCCCGGCGCCCCAGCGGGCCUCGGCCGCUCUGGGCGUGGCCAUCCUGGUGCUGGCCUUCGCGCUGGGUUUCCCCGGCAACCUGUUUGUGGUGUGGUCGGUGUGGUGGCGGGUGAAGAAGCGCUCCGUCACCUGCCUGCUGGUGAUGAACCUGGCGGCGGCCGACGCCCUGGUGCUGCUCAGCGCGCCCCUCUUCCUGCGCUACCUGCUCGGCGGCCGCGGCUGGGAGUUUGGCGCGGCGGCGUGCAAGCUGGUGCACUACCUGUCGAGCGUCAACAUGUACGUGUCCAUCUACUCCAUCGGCCUGAUGAGCGCCGACCGCUGCCUGGCCGUCACCCGGCCCUUCCUGGCGCACCGGCUGCGCACCAAGCGCAAGCUGAUCGGGCUGCUGCUCGGACUGUGGACGCUCAGCUUCCUGCUGUCCCUGCCCAUGCCCUUCUACCGCAGCAAGCAGCUGAUGCCGAUCAGCGCCAACCGCUCGGUGCCCAUCUGCAGCCAGGACCACGGGAGUGGGGUGGAGCACCGGGUGUUCCAGUACCUGUUUGAGACGGUGAUGGGCUUCCUGCUGCCCUUCGCCUUCAUCGUUGGCUGCUACGGCGUGGUGGUGAACCGCCUGCGCACCGCCAUGUUCCAGAAGAAGGGCCAGAGCAGCCGUCUCAUCCUGCUCAUCGUGGGCGCCUUCGGCCUCUUCUGGCUGCCCUACCACGUCAUCAACGUCAUGGAGAUCUACGGCGUGCUCCAGGGCGACGAGGCGGUGGUGCGGGCCGCCGACCAGGGCCGGCCCACCCUCACGGCGUUCGCCUACUUCAGCAGCGCCGUCAACCCCAUCCUGUACGUGUUCGCCGGCAGCUCCCACAUCCGCGCGGCCGGCCUCAGCUUCAUGGGCCGGCUGUUCGAGGGCACCAACUCCGAGAGCCGAACCACCAGCACCACGAACCGCACCCGGUCCAGCCGCGGGGGGUCCACCGCGGCCGGCGUGAUGGGGGCGGCGGCGGCGUUGGAGGUGGAGGGCUCCCCGCUGCGGGCGGUGUCGGCCGCGCUGGGACCUGCGGCCGGCGGCGGGAAGGACGGGCGCUACCGCUCGGAGUUCAGCGCCUUGGCCACCAUAGAUCAGUCGGAGUAGCGUUGGGGGGGGGGGGGGGGGGGGAGCGGGGGAGAGAGGAAGAAGAAGAAGAAAAAGAAGAAGCGGGAAUGCUGGUCCUUUUUUUUCCUUUUUUUUUUCAUGUUUCUUUGAAUUCGUUGUAAUUUUGACAAAAUGUUUUCUUAAACUGAUUUUAUAUCUUUCCCUACAUAUUGUAUGUUCCCUACGAUAACACCUGCCUACCUGCAUAGAUGUUAGGGCCCAAACCUGUGUUUCUCCCUACGGUGACACCUCUUGGAGGAUGGGAAAAGAGAGACUUUUAGGGCGCUUCCGUAACCCGGUUCUCUGAGCAACACGAGGGGAACGUCACGCUACAGGAAGCGGCCACUGCUGGAUUCACAGAAGCAUUGAUUAUGAUGACACUCCUGAUGUCUUUAAGAUGGCUAUCUAUGGCUCUUUGGUUUAACAGCGAGGCUGUUAAACCGCAUGGGAGGGGAGAAUGCAAAGGAAACGAGCAGACUCUAUACCAACUUCUCUUUUUUUUGCGAAAGAGCGUGUACCCUGUGUGGGGCAAGGCGCUUAUGUUCGUCAGCAUUCUGUCGACGCAGCUGUCAGAGGUGGGAUUGGUGAUAGGUCAGGAUGUGGCAGUUUAACAUUUUUUGAUUCUCUGAAUAGAAUGUGUGAAUGGAUGUGCGAGACACUGAACCGUGUGGAGCUGUCCCUGGAACCCUGUCUCUGCAGACGUUCCAGUGAAGGAUCGUUCAGUGUGCAGAGAGUGUCCAGUUAGAGGGUCCAAAGACAGAGUGCACAGACAGUGGGCAGAGACAGUGUGCAGAGAGAGUGUGCAGGAAGAGUGUGCACAGAGAGUGUGCAGAGAGAGUGUGCAAGGACAGUGUGCAGAGACGGUGGGCAGAGACUGUGGGCACAGACAAUGUACAAAGACAGUGUGCAAUGUUAAAGGACAGUGUGCAGCGAUACCCCUCUGAUUAUGGUGUUGGACUAUCCAACACCUGACCUUCACCGGCCAGUCAGGACUGGCGUCGUGAGAUGCAAUGCUUCUGUGAAACCGCCAGGGGGCGCUGCCCAUGGUGAGACCUCAAGGCGUAUGCAAAGAGAACCGUUGCGACUAUUUGUUUGUUAUACUUUACUUUUUAUUCUCAACACAUUGGCUCUUGUAUGAGGUGUAUUUAAUAUGUGAAUCAGCUUGUAUUUUGUAAUUGCCGUCUGCAUUUUUUACCUGUAUUUAUUUCAGUAUUAUUUAAUACUUAAAAGUUGUUCCCUUCCAAUCUGGAGACCAUUUACAUAGAGAGGGGGCUCAGCCAUUGAAGGUACGUUACAUAAAAUGGAUAUAAUUAAAACAUGUGCAAAUACAUAAUAGUCCAUCUUCCCCUCACUAUAUGCUCCGGUUUAUCUGAAAUGUACGGUAAUUAAUAUUCCUUAGUGUUUGCUUAAAAUGGAUUUAGCAUUUAUUCAAGCCUAUUCUAGGUUAAUUGGUUAAUUGGUCUUUGCUAAAUACAAUUUUGAAAAUAGAGGGUGGGGGGUUUACAUACACAAAGAUAUUUAGGAUUUAGUUGUAUUUGAUUUCAUGCUUAAUACCUUUACACAGAGAGAAGUUUAAUGAAUAGCAAAUCUUUUGGAAAUUAAAGAACUAUUGAAAAAAACAAUCGUAUAUCCUAUGCAUCUCUAGUGAUUUUGUUGAAAAUGUCAAAUCUGCUGUAUCAUGAUCCAGCUCCAGCUCUAUUCGCUGUUCCCCAGAGUCCUAGUCGUUAGCAAAACGGGGGUCACCUGUGCGAUUUUGUGUAGAGGGCAAGUUUUUGAAUUAUACAAGUUAUUACCUUGCCAGCAUAUUACACAUUUUUUGUGUCCUCCAUUUCACAAUCUCCGACCGCAGAGCACUUCCUUCCCAUCUUCAGUUGCAACGUCAGAAAAUGUUUUUUUACCAUAUAAUCCAAACCUUGUCAAAAUGAGUCAAUCUUGUGUGUUCUUGUCGUGAUGUGAUUACCAGUCAAGGGUGAAAGUAAUUCUGAUUCCAUCUGCUGUUUUUUUUAGAAAGGAACUUCAAUUCCAUUCCCUAAACAAAUGUUUGACCUAAUAGGUUAUUUUCAUCAUCAGAAAAUGAUAAGGAGACGUUCACGAUGACGUCAGUGCACGCUUCAUGCACUACCUGCCCUAAAUAAUAAUAAUAAUAAUAA